CGGAAGAAGAGGCGGACGAACAACUUUUGCUCCUGCUCCUUUCCUUUCAGCGCUUGAGCCGCAAAAGAGUCAGUAGUGUCCAUACCUUUGGAGGUGUUGCUACUCCGGACGAGCUGGCAAUUCCAGAAUCCACCUUCUAUUUCUAAACUUUGACAACGACCUGCCUGGCAACUUUUCGCCACCAAGUAUGACUCUUCAACACGCAUCUCCUGAACAACUCGUUAGCAUCCUGCAAGAGCUGAACGAGACCUCUGAAGAGAAGAGGAACGCUGCCUUGCAAAACAUCAAAAUAUGGCUUGUCUCUCAACCCCACUUGCCAAACAAAAUGGACGAACGGAUGAUAUUGUCCAUCAUAAGGGGCUGCAAACACGAUCUUACAAGGACCAAGUCGAAGCUGGAUAUGUACUUCACAAUGAGGGCAGACGCACCUGAACUCUUCAGCGAGCGAGACCCUCUCAACGAGGACGUGCAGGGCAUGUUCAAAACAAUGGACGUGUUCCCCUUGGAAAAUCUGACUCCAGCCGGAUGCCGAGUGACUUUUCACAAGUUCCGCGACACCGACCCGGCAUCCUUUACAGCGCGCGCGUGCUUCAAGUUCGUCUUUAUGCUUGGUGACAUCCGCAUGAUGGAGGAGCAGGCCAUCUCCGGCGACGUCUACCUUUUCGACAUGCAAGGCAUGACCUUUGGGCACCUAACCAGACUUGCGAUGCCCGUUCUUCGCAGAAUGCUCACGUGCGCUCAGGACGCUUAUCCGCAACGCUUGAAGCAGAUCCAUCUUUUCAACGUGCCCAACUACAUCGACAAGCUGCUGACGCUCUUCCGCUCGCUCAUGAAGGAGAAAAUGAGGAGCAGGUUCCAGGUCCAUUCAGGCCACGAAACUUUGCACAAACAUCUUCCACCCGAGUGCAUUCCCAACGAAUACGGCGGCUCAGCAGGCGAAGUUGAUGUCUUGAAAGCGUCUUGGAAGGCGAAAAUCGAGAGUUACCAGUCCUGGUUCCUGGAGCAGGAGCACGUGAAGGUGGUGGAGGGCAAGCGCCCCGGCAAGCAGAAGCAUCUCCUCGAGCAGGAUAAUAUUUACGGCUGGGAGGGCUCUUUUAGGAAGUUGGCCAUUGAUUAGCCUGCUCCAAUGUACGUGUAUGUGUGAGUGUUGAGUGCGUGCGUGCGUGUCUAUUUUUCUGGCCUAGUGUUGAGUUUUGCCCGAGGCUCUUCAGCCGAGAUUGCGCGGCCGUUUCUAAACGUGACGCAAUUUGGACGAGCCGCACGUCCAAAUUGAUUUGAGGAAGUCCAUCCAUCGUCCGGUUCUUUGUGUACGUGCACUAGACGAGCAGGCAUUGCACUACACAUGAAGCCAGAGACGUUUAUUGGACUUAAAGCAGAAGUACGCAAAUAGAAGGAAGAUGUUUCCGCACAUGCUGCAUUGUUUGCGCAGCUUCAAUCUCAAUUAUUUUUCCGAUAUGCGAGGCCCGCGGUUCGCCGAUACCCGCAUGACGAAAACGGUUAUUGAUAUAACCCGCUAAAUAUCUCGCCUUUCAUUUGCGUGCCAAAACAGAUACCUCAAGGGUACCAAAAAUGGGGUUAAUUGCAGCUUCCUCCCUCUCUGUCUUAUUUUGUGUUUGUCAAAUAAUGUGAUCUUUGUAAUAAAAGCGUUUGUUUUCUACUCUAA
This is a messenger RNA of Cloeon dipterum, 1663 nucleotides long. RefSeq names its product alpha-tocopherol transfer protein-like. Lineage: Eukaryota; Metazoa; Arthropoda; Insecta; Ephemeroptera; Baetidae. Gene Ontology annotation, molecular function: phosphatidylinositol bisphosphate binding. Gene Ontology annotation, cellular component: membrane. The transcript is spliced from 7 exons. The coding region runs from base 188 to 1117 and encodes 309 amino acids. The record is from RefSeq and is a predicted model, not a curated record.